GAUGGUAUUAAUAUGAACAAGAAAACCGAAUCUUUCUACUUGUAGACUCGAUUGACGUGUACAUUACUAUUACUGACACAAUAUUUCAUGAUAGUGGUCUGAAUUUGAGUGGGUUGGUCCUCUUGUGACGUCAAAGGAUGUUUAUUACAGACCUAUACUACAGGCUAUUGCUGUUGCCAAUCUGCCAGUUGCUUGCAAAUUCUAGAGAUAGCCUUAAAAGAGCUGGUAGUGGUGAUCUCUCCAUCUAUCGUUUCAUGCCUUCUCAUGAAGUAAUUUUAUUUUUAUCCUUUUUUUUUUUUUUUUUUCUUUUGUAACCUUGAAAACCCUUAUCUUCCUUGAUCUUCCGUAUUGUGAAGCGAGCACCCAUUUAGGCAAAGACAAUCCCCCCCUGUCCCGCCUGCUCGUCUAUAUUCCUUCAAUUAAAUAUGUAUGUGAAACGUAAAAUCAGCGUUUCAAAUUGACAUUUUAGUUAAAAGGGUUCCUUCCUACGUAAUCAUGCAACAGUAGAGAAAAAUUUAAUUAGACUUGGACUCUUUUGGACUCAAAAUAAUAUUUGAGUUUCAUUUAUUUUAUAUGCCAAUUUCAUUAUACAUGUUAUGUUUCGAGUCAUACAUUGUACAUGAAUUAAUUAAGCAUUGCUUUUAAUUUUGUGCUUCCAUGUUUAUUGCAUGAAAAUUAGACAAUAAAUAGACCCGUAAAUGCACAGGUUUCCUCUACUCAUGGAUCCCUCAUAUGUGAGUGCGUGAAGGGCAAGGAGUUAGCAUUAGAAGGCUUGAGAGAUACAUAGUUAAUAGAGAUAAACUCUCCUCUUAAAUUAAUUAAGAAGUGUUGAUAUCCUACUGGGGAAUUGAUAUAUAUAGGCCAACUUCAAUUAAUUUACUCGGAAAAGGAUUUGUCUGUGAGCAACAAGGGACAAAAAGAAGGUAAAGAUUUUGCAUUUAACAUGAGAUGAGAGAUAGAUGGGAGCUCAUAGUCAUAGACCAUGCAUGUGAAUGUGAUGAGCCCUCAACCUCAGAUAGUAGUAGUGCAUAUGUAGUAUCCAACUGUUUCAUAAUUCCCAUUAAUUUCUCAACAAAUUUAACUGCUAAAAGACAACGAACAAGUGGGAUAUUGCGAAGUUUACCCUUUUCUUUUACUCCUUUAUAGAGAGGUGGGUGGCAAGUCUGGUCGGUUAUUGAAACUUUGUUUGCAUUGUUAAAUUAAGCAACCUUGAAAAUCAGUAUUUAACCAACUAAACCUUAAGGACUGUAACUAUAUGCAUAUGUACACAUAAUAGGAGAAUCAGAAAAUCCCUCUGAUGAAUGCCAAUGAGAUCCCAUGGUAUGUUAAGAAUAAUUUAUCAAAGAAAAAAAUAAAAAAGAAAAGCAGCAGCAGCAUUGCCGAAGAAGAUGUUGUUUCUUGCAAAAGAUGUCCCACUGCUAUGAGACCUUAAAUGAACAACGUGGCAUGUUCUGUCACCGUUCGCAAAGUGUCUAAAUCAUCACCGUCAUUUCUCUCUCCACCAACCUUUUUAUAGCCAAAGGUACAGCAGAAACCAAACACAACACCCCAAGUUGCGACUUCCCAUAACUUCUCUCCUUUCUGAAAAAAAAAAAAGGAAAAAGAAAAACAACUCCUCUUCCUCCUCUCAAUCUCUGUCUCUCAAAAGUCAAAACUAAUGUGCUCUUAUUAAAGAGUGAGCCGAGCCCUGAUACUGUUACAGAAAGCAAAUACUAGAAAUGGGAAGAGCACCUUGUUGUGAGAAAGUGGGAAUAAAGAAAGGGAGAUGGACAGCUGAAGAAGAUGAAAUCUUGACUAAAUACAUUCUAGCCAAUGGAGAAGGGUUAUGGAGAUCACUACCCAAGAAUGCAGGAUUGCUAAGGUGUGGUAAGAGCUGCAGACUAAGAUGGAUUAAUUACUUAAGAGCUGACUUGAAGAGAGGGAACAUCACCAAAGAAGAGAAAGAAACCAUUGUCAAGUUGCACUCAGCUUUGGGUAAUAGAUGGUCUUUGAUCGCUGCCCAUUUGCCAGGAAGAACUGAUAACGAGAUAAAGAAUUACUGGAACUCUCAUUUGAGCAGAAAAAUUUACAGCUUCUCCAAGAAUGAUUAUUUAUCCACCACUGGCACCAACAUCACCUCCCUAAAUAUUGCCAAUACGGCUAGGCCACGCGAAUCGAGAGACAGUAGAAUGGAUCGAUCAACCUUUAAAAAACACAUGGGAAAUACAUCAAUGUCUGCUGCCAAGCCUAAGAGUGAAACCCUAACUGAAGUAGUAGUGCCUGAAGGUCCUGAACGGUCUCCUAAUAAUAACUCUACAGGACAAUUUGACCAGGGUAACCAAUUAAUGGGUUUGGUCCCAGAGAGCUCCACAAGCGAACUAGACACUGCUAGAAGAGACGUUGUGGAGGGUUCUUCUUCAUGCAUAGGUAGCGGUGAAAGAUUAAAUGCAGCAGGACCAGUAUGCCUUAGGAAGGAAGGAGAAACUGAGGGCUGGGGACCAUAUGAAUGGCUAGACAGUGAAAUAAAUCGCCUUAAAUAUGUUCUGCAAAGUGAAGCGGUGGAUCCAAGUGGGAAUAAUUGUGAUACUAUUGAUGAUACACUUAAUAAAGAGAUGGAAAACAACAGGGUUCGUGUUGGCAUCAGUGAAGGGACAGGAAAUGAAGUAAUGGGUCCAGACCAAGUGGCUGCUGCAAAUGAUCAGGAGAUUGAAAGCAGCAGUACUACAGCUUGGAGCUCAAAUGCAGAAAGUGGGGAAUUGCAUAAUUGUGGAUCACCACCCCCAUUUGAUGAGGACUGGCACAAUUUAAGCUUUGACUGGGACAGAACAGGAGCCAUAGAUGAUAGUGCAAUAAUAAGGGAACUAUGGGAUGAAGGAGAAAAAAUUAUGUCAUGGUUAUGGAGCUAAUGACAAUGGAGGUUUUUCAAUCAUCUGCUGCUCUGAAGUGAAGUUAUUAUCUGAAUUUAUUAUGGACAAUUUAUUGUAUCUGUAUCUGCAUCUGCAUCUGUUUCGCAAUUUAAUGAUUUGGGAAUUUUGCAUUGAUGAAGAUUGUUUGGCACCAUAUGAUGGAUUUAAAAAUUAGACUCGUCAUAUUUGCUCUACGUCGAUUGUUUUAAUUUUUAUUAUGCAGUCUCAUGAGCAAGCUUUUAUUUU
This is a messenger RNA of Hevea brasiliensis (rubber tree), 3131 nucleotides long. Its product is annotated as transcription factor MYB111. Lineage: Eukaryota; Viridiplantae; Streptophyta; Magnoliopsida; Malpighiales; Euphorbiaceae. Bases 1719 to 2885 code for a protein of 388 amino acids. The transcript has 3 exons. The record is from RefSeq and is a predicted model, not a curated record.